Molecule: messenger RNA, 2105 nt
Organism: Notodromas monacha
Lineage: Eukaryota; Metazoa; Arthropoda; Ostracoda; Podocopida; Cyprididae
Source: the annotation of a GenBank genome assembly
AGUUAUUUGCUUCAGGUUUGUGUUGGUUUACAAAAUUUAAUCCGACACGAUGGGUGUUCUUCCGUCUCAUCGUCCGCUUGCUUUCGGACUUACCCAACUAGGAAGAGCGACAAGUUGGCUGAGCUUCUGCCGAUUCAUAUUGCAUUCACCUGACGGAGGAAAACGAGCCGUGCAGUUGUGUUCCUUGGAGCCUCUGCACUUUUCCGGCUUUGUGACACCACUGCAGGAACGGUUUUCUUGCAUGUUCAGUUCUCAUUCGUCUCAUCGUCCGCUUGCUUUCGGACUUACCCAACUAGGAAGAGCGACAAGUUGGCUGAGCUUCUGCCGAUUCAUAUUGCAUUCACCUGACGGAGGAAAACGAGCCGUGCAGUUGUGUUCCUUGGAGCCUCUGCGCUUUUCCGGCUUUGUGACACCACUGCGGGAACGGUUUUCUUGCAUGGUUUUCGAAGACGUAGAUGCCGACUUGCUUCGGUUCGGCGAAAGAACCGGGAAGGAACUCUGGGCGCUCAGCCGAGAAUGCGAACGGAAUCAACCUUCACUCGUGCAGUUCGAUGCAUGGGGUCAACGUGAUGACCAAGUAAUUACGUGCAAUGCUUGGAAGGAACUUAAAGCCAUUGGAGCUGAGGAAGGCAUCGUGGGAUUAGCCUACCAGAGAAAGCAUGGUCAAUGGAGCCGAUUGCAUCAGAUCGCGAAAAUGUUCUUGUUCCAUCCGAGCUCAGCUUUUGUGACUUGUCCUUUCGCGAUGACGGAUGGAGCUGCGAAAACGAUUGAGGCACUGCAGUUGCGUGGCGUACCAGAAAUCAAGGAAGCGUUCUCCAGGCUGACGUCAAUGGAUCGAUCGAAUUUCUGGACGUCUGGACAGUGGAUGACAGAAAGAGGAGGUGGUUCUGAUGUAGCAAAUGGCACGGAAACCAUCGCCAUACAGCAACCCGGAGAUGGGACGAGGUUUAAACUCUACGGAUAUAAAUGGUUCUCGUCCGCGAUUGAUGCGGAUGUCACAUUCACAUUGGCCAGGAUACGUGAUGGGGAUGGCAACACUUCAGCCGGAACAAAGGGGUUGUCCAUGUUUUUCGCGAAGCUGAGAGAUGAAGAGGGAAGACUGAACAACAUGGAAGUGAUGAAACUGAAGAACAAAUUGGGAACGAAACAACUGCCGACGGCGGAGUUGCUGUUGGAUGGUCUGGACGCUAUUCUUGUUUCUGAACCAGGACAUGGAGUGGCCUCCAUCUCCCAAAUGCUCACGGUUACGCGUUUGCACUCGGCCAUCGGGGCUAUUUCGGCAGCAAGACGGCUGAUGCAGCUUUGCAGAGACUACAGCUGCCGCAGAAGCGCAUUCGGAAUGAUGAUCAAGGAUUCGCCCCUGCAUAUGCUCAAUUUGUCCUCGUUAGAAAUCCAAAUACGGGCUGGGGAAUUAUUCUUGCUUGACGUUUCAAGGUAUUUGGGUGCAGACGAUGUCGGCCUCUUGCAAAAGGACGAAUCUAUUCUUUUUCGGCUCCUGACUCCUGUACUGAAAGCAUUCUACGCCAAAACUAUGGUCAAUGUUUGUUGCGAACUGAUGGAAGCUUUCGGAGGUCAGGGGUACAUUGAAGACACUGGCAUUCCUUGCCUUGUCCGAGAUGCGCAGGUACAUUCUAUCUGGGAAGGGACGACGAAUGUUCUAUCACUUGACGUUCUCCGUGUACUGGCGAAGACGAAAGGAGAAGUCUUGCUUAUAUUUAAUGAAAGAAUUAAGCGGAUGACGCUCGACGUGAAGAACGCUGUCGAGAAACGUGGACUUUCCGAUUGUAGCGAAGCGUUGGUGACCGCCACGACGUCUCUUCUUAAGACCGCCGCUUCAACGAGUCUGGACCAAAUGUGCUUUGUUGUUGGAGCAAGCUACUUCAACGGAAGCUACUACAUUCGAUCAAGUGAGCGUAAAACGCUGGUGUGAUGAAGAACUGAAUCCUUUUGAGCGAAGUUCAAAACGAAACUUAUUUGGGAAGAAAACAUAUGAAAAAAAUGUCGACGGUUUGAUGGAAGGUUAUUGAUUUGGAAACCAAAUUUUAUCAUCUGCAUGAAUAUCUAUUUUAUCACCACACUUGAAAAUAAACCGAUUGCAAUAUUCA